Molecule: messenger RNA, 3513 nt
Organism: Vitrella brassicaformis
Lineage: Eukaryota; Vitrellaceae
Source: the annotation of a GenBank genome assembly
GAAGAUCUGAACACGAUGAUACGGCCGCAGGCUGCUCCUGUGGUUGUGCUUCGGCAGAACACCAAACGCGAGCAGGGACGGAAGGCCCAGCUGGCGAACAUACAGGCAAGCGUCGCCCAGCUGCAUGCCGUUGAAUAGACCUGCACAUGCACAUGCGCCUUGCUGUGUGUACGUCAGGCUGGCAAGACGAUAGCUGACAUUGUGCGCACGACCCUCGGCCCGAAGUCGAUGCUCAAGAUGCUUCUGGACCCCAUGGGCGGCAUCGUCAUGACCAACGACGGCAACGCCAUACUCAGGGAGGUACGGGUGGCCCCGACGCACGCAAAGACGCGUAGAUGCCGCACAUGUCAUUGCCUUUGUCUGUUGCUGUGUGCUGUCUAGGUUGAUGUGGCUCACCCCGCCGCCAAGUCGAUGAUAGAGCUGAGCCGCUCGCAGGACGAGGAAGUGGGAGACGGAACGACCUCAGUGGUCGUCCUCGCAGGUACGCAGAUAGACAUGCACACACGCAUUCAUGCGCCCACAAGUGAUGCCCAUACGGCGGUGGUGGUGGUGGUGUUGUGCAGGUGAGAUGUUGGCUGUGGCCGAGCCCUUCCUCGAGCGCAACAUGCACCCCACAAUCAUCGUGGCGGGCUACAUACAGGUCAGCGGAGGAACGACGGAAUUGUAAGACUCGUUUGGACACACUGCCGCCCUGUUGCCUUGGUGUGUGUCAGGCUUUGGAUGACGCGUUGAAGAUCCUCAGCGAGAUCGCCACGCCCAUCGAUGCUUCCGACGACAAGCGACUCACCGAGAUCGUCCACACAUGUAAACACCCACACAACCACACAACCACAUCCACACACUCGCCAGACCGACAUGGAUCUGGGUGUGUCUGCCGGUGUGUGUGUCAGGCAUCGACACCAAGUUUUCCGCCCGUUGGGGCAACAUGAUCAGCGACUUGGCUGUCAAGGCCGCCAAGUGCGUCACGAUCGAGCUGCCUAAUGGCAAGAAGGAAAUCGACAUCAAGGUCGGCCAGCCAGCCAGCCAGCCACUUAUCCAAACGGACAUGAGCAACACACGCAUGUCUUUGAUUGAUGCAUCGAUUGGUCAGCGUUACGCCAAGGUGGAGAAGAUCCCCGGAGGCGACUUCGAUGAAUGCGGUCAGGGAGGGAGAUAGAGAAGGCAGGCAGUCGUCACAACAGCUGCACUGACUGCUUUUGUGCGUGUUUGUCUGUUGUAUGCAUACAGCUGUGUUGAACGGUGUGAUGUUAAACAAGGACGUAACGCACCCCAAGAUGAGGCGCAUCAUCAAAAACCCAAAGGUGGGCACACAUUGAUCAAUGAAUGGAUGGAUGGAUACUGGACGGCUUCCUGUGUCAGGUGGUACUGCUCGACUGCAAUCUCGAGUACAAGAAGGGUACACACACCACCGGACAGACGGACGGACGCUUGGCGACACAAUGCUCUCUCCUUGUGUGUGUGUGUGUGUGUGUGUGUGUUGUGGAUUAGGUGAGAGUCAGACCAACGUGGAGGUCAUGAAGGAGGAGGACUGGGAAGCGCUACUCAAGGAGGUCUGUCUGCAUGCCGAGCACACACGCAGCCAUCCUCGAUGUCAAUCUGUCUGUGUGCCGUCAUGUCAGGAGGAGGAGGAGAUUCAGAAGAUGUGCAACGACAUCAUCAAUGUCGGGGCCGACCUCGUCUUCACCGAAAAGGGUACACAUGAAAGACCGCGGCCAUCCCGCCUCGUUGCUAGCACAAUCUGUGUUGGGUGUGUUGUGUGUGUGUAGGUGUGUCGGACCUGGCGCAGCACUUUCUGAUGAAGAAGAACAUAUCGGUCAUCAGGCGAGUGCGCAAGACAGACAACAACAGACUCGCCAGAGUGGUCAGCACUAACACCCACCCACCCACACACACAGAGAGAGAGAAAGGUAUGCAUGAGGGUGAUGUGGAUGCAGACGGGUGCGCACAUAGUGAAUCGGACGGACGAGCUGACGGCCGACAACGUGGGCACUUUGGCGAGGCUGUUCAAGAUCGACAAGAUAGGCGACGAGUACUACUGCUACAUCACCGAGUGCGACAACCCCAAGGCAUGCACCAUACUCAUGAGGGGCGCAUCCAAAGACGUACUCAACGAAAUCGAAAGGUAUCUCACACACUGAGAGAGGGAACGGCCAUUUCCCGUGCCACGUAUGUGCACACAAAGGCCUCUCUGUGUGUGUGUCUGUGUGUGUUUAGGAAUUUGCAAGAUGCGUUGAACGUCGCCCGCAACGUGUUGGUGGAGUCCAAGCUGCUGCCCGGGGGCGGCGCCACAGAGAUGGAAAUCGCCGCCAGGCUCAACGAAAAGGCGAAAAGUAAGCCUUCACAUGAGAUGCGCGAGGCGAAGAGUGUAGUGUGCACGCGCUGUGUUGUGCUAUGGGUGUCUGCAGGCAUAGAGGGCAUCAAGCAGUGGCCAUACAAAGCCGUGGCUGUGGGUCUCGAGGUACAGCAAGGCAGCGUCCACCGAACGAACACACGCGACACACGCAUGUUGUCUACACAAUCAGGUCAUUCCCAGGACGCUCGCUCAGAACUGUGGGGCUGACGUCGGUGAGCCGACACACAUGAGGGAGAGGAGGAGAUGAACCCAUCGGGUCUGUGUGUAUGGUUGUGUCGCAUGGAUGCAGUUCGCACCAUCACCGACCUGCGGUCCCGCCACGCCCUGGCCGGGGAGGGCAGGUUCUGGGGCAUCGACGGAAACACUGGUAGGUCACACAGACAGACAGACAGCCGACCAGCGACCGAAACGCAGUGUAUUUGGCCGUGACUGACUGGGUGUGUGUGUUACGAUGUGUGUGUGUGUGCAGGCAAGGUUGUGAAUGUGGAGCAGGCGGGUAUCUGGGACGCAUACGCCGUCAAGCAACAAGUCAUCAAGACCGCCAUCGAAGCGGUCAGUGAGAGCCACAACACCCACAUAGCAGAGGAAGCUUAAUUUCAUGCAAGCUGAGAUGAGAGUGCUGCUGCUUUGGUGUUGUGCAUGAAGGCUGCGAUGAUCCUGCGUAUCGACGACGUGGUGUCGGGCAUCGGCAAGAAGGGCGGCGCGGGCGGCGGGGCGCCACGGGGAGGUAUGCACACACAUCAUCAGCCACCCACCCGCACGCACACACACGUAAUGCUGCUGUGCGGUGGUGUGUGUUGAUCAAUACAGGUGCGGCCCCCGAUGACCAGGUUGAGGCGUUCGGAGACUCGCGGGACGGCUAGACCACAUACACACACACACCUGCAUGGAUCCCACCCGGUAGCUAGGGAGUAGUUGCGUACACAUCAGCCAAUGCAUUUCGUGUCCGUGUUCGGUGCGUCUUCCCGAUGCAUCUGUGUGCAUGUGUGUGCGUGUGGUGCCGUUUAUAGCAAAUGCCUCAUGUGAGUGCCGUGCUGACUAGCCGAAAGACACACCUGUUUUCCUCUCCGUGUGACGGAUUGCAUGGAAACCAUUCAUGGUCUCACUCCAGUUAUUUCGGUUGAUGAGGGACGCAUUCAUUCAUUCAAAUGUCAGCAGCA